UUUGUCCGCAAAAAAUUUGUCCGCAAAAUUUAUCCGCAAAAAUUAUCCACAAAAAUUGUCCGCAAUUUUAUUUUUUUAUUUAUUCCAGGCACAAUAGUUCCAGCAUCCAAUCACAGUUUAUGGAAAAAGCAACCUCAAGGUAGUCAUACCGAGGCAAAGGCAUAUUCACAAAUCAUGCUAGACCCAGCCUUGAAAGGAGUUACUCCAAAUUUUAUAAGGGAAAUUCAACACAGAAAUGAAGUUUUCAUCGAAAUCCAAGAUUUAUUAGCUGAGUUCCCCGACCCCUCAACAAGAGCAAUAAUGGACAUAAAAAUAGGAACUAGAACAUUUUUAGAAUCUGAAGUAGCAAAUAAACAUAAAAGAGUUGAUUUGUAUAAAAAAAUGAUUGAAUUGGCACCUAAUGAACCUACUGACCAAGAAAGACAAGACGAAGCAAUUACAAAAUUAAGAUAUAUGCAGUUCCGUGAGAGAAAAUCCUCAUCAGCAACUCUAGGUUUCCGUAUAGAAGCAGCUCAACUCCCUGGAGUUCCUAUUCAAAAAAAUUUUAAACAAGUUAGAACACGUUUGCAAGUAAGAAGAGCACUCAGGCAUUUUUGUGGGACAGACAAAGUCUGCAAACAAUUAGCUAAACGUUUGAGGCAUAUUCGAGAUUCUGUUGAAGCUAGUUCUUUUUUUGCAUGUCAUGAGAUUGUUGGAUCGUCAGUAUUAUUAAUUCAUGAUGGAGGCACUAAUUCUAACAAUAAUAAAGAAAUAAAAGUAGGGGCAUGGCUCAUCGACUUUGCAAAAUGCCACAGAAUUGAAGGAGGGGGAAGAUUAACACAUCGACGUCCUUGGGAUUUGGGUAAUCACGAGGAUGGGUAUUUAAUUGGGUUGGAUAAUUUAAUGGAAUUGUUGGAAGGAAAUGAAGAAGAGGAGGAAGGGAAUGAUGAAAAUAAUAAUAAUAAUGAAGAGAGGAUUAAUUUAAAGUUUAAAGGAGAAAAGGAAAUUAAUGGAAAAUAG
This is a messenger RNA of Meloidogyne enterolobii, 999 nucleotides long. Lineage: Eukaryota; Metazoa; Nematoda; Chromadorea; Rhabditida; Meloidogynidae. The record is from the annotation of a GenBank genome assembly.